Molecule: messenger RNA, 1038 nt
Organism: Acytostelium subglobosum LB1
Lineage: Eukaryota; Evosea; Eumycetozoa; Acytosteliales; Acytosteliaceae
Exons: 4
Biological process (GO): protein phosphorylation
Cellular component (GO): nucleus; cytosol; protein kinase CK2 complex
Molecular function (GO): ATP binding; protein serine/threonine kinase activity
Source: RefSeq, a predicted model, not a curated record
UUAAAUAUAUAUAGAACCAUGGCAACACCUAUGGUAACGAAUUCUUCAAAGAGACAUAAGAAUAGAAUAUUGAGAAACAAGGCCAGAAUAUACUGCGAUGUAAACUAUAACAAACCAAAGGACUACUGGAACUAUGAAGCACUCAAUGUAGAAUGGGGAUCACAAGAUGACUUUGAAGUAGUUAGAAAGAUUGGACGUGGAAAGUACUCAGAGGUGUUCGAGGGUGCACAUGCAAAGACUAAUGAGAAGUGCGUUAUUAAGGUGUUGAAGCCUGUGAAGAAGAAGAAGAUCAAGAGAGAGAUUAAGAUCUUGCAGAACUUGUGUGGAGGACCGAAUAUCAUCACGCUGUUGGACGUGGUGCGCGAUCCCCAGUCAAAGACACCGUCUUUGAUCUUUGAAUACAUCAACAACACCGACUUUAAGCAUCUGGCGCCCACGCUCACCGACUUUGACGUGCGCUUCUACAUCCUGGAGCUGCUGCGCGCACUCGAUUUCUGCCACUCCAAUGGCGUCAUGCACAGAGACGUCAAGCCGAGCAACGUCAUGGUCGAUCAUCAGAAGCGCAAGCUCUACCUCAUCGACUGGGGUCUGGCCGAGUUCUACCACCCCAACCAGGACUACAACGUUCGUGUUGCCUCGCGUCCCUACAAGGGACCAGAGCUCCUCGUCGACAUGGAGGACUACGAUUAUAGUUUAGAUAUGUGGAGUCUUGGAUGUAUGUUUGCUGGAAUCCUGUUUGGACGCGACCCAUUCUUCCACGGACAUGACAACAUCGAUCAAUUGGUCAAGAUCGUCAAGAUAUUAGGUACAGAGGAGUUCUAUCGUUACCUUGAUAAAUAUGGAAUCGUCAUCGAUAACUCUCUUCAGAACAUCCUCGGCAAACAUCCAAAGAAGCCUUGGGCAAGAUUCGUUACAAGCGAUAACCAGAGCCUGGCUGUUCCAGAGGCAAUUGAUUUCUUGGACAAGUUACUGCGCUACGAUCCAGCUGAGAGACUGACGACAAAGGAGGCCAUGGAACAUCCAUAUUUCAAACUUUUG